AUUAGCACAAAGACCACUACCAUCACUCACGGGGGCUUUACAUUUCAACAGUUGGCCGUCGCCUAGGACACCGAUACGGCCACUAUAUAACCUAACCUAGGGUGGCGCACAUCACAUGACCACCACUCACUCUCUCUCUCUCUUCCACACACACACUCUCUCUCUCUCUUCCACACUCUCUCUCUAUAUCUAUAUACGAUACUGAUUCUCCACUAGUGGAACCAACUCAACUAUCUGAUUCUUACAUUUUCCGAUAACAGUUUCAGCUACUUUACACGAUUCCUUGCUUGCCUUUUCCUCAAUCUCCCUCAUCAACGUUCCUGUAACAAUAUGUUUGUUAUUUAGUUACACACGCAAACCGCGUGAACUCGAAUCUAUGUUUGUUUAUUCACUUCCCUUCCUUCUAUGGAGAUGUGUUUGAUUGAUCUCGAAUAUUAACUAACUAGUUCGUUCACAUUAUUGGAUUAAAUCUAGACCUAUUGUGAACAAACGAGUAUUGAGAUCGGAAUAUACAAAAUCGAAUAUGUUGACUUGUAUUGCGUGUUCGAAGCAACAGGUUAACGGUGGAUCUCUUCACCAACGGGAGGAAGAAGAUGACACUGUUGUUGAUAAUGUUCACACUAAGCCAGCUAUUAAAGCUCUCACAUCUCAGAUUAAGGAUAUGGCAGUAAAAGCAUCUGGAGCGUACAAGAACUGCAAGCCUUGUUCCGGAUCGUCGAAUCGCUAUCCAAUAAACGGUGAGUAUGUGGACUCUGAAACCGGUUCACUGUCGGAUAGGUUUAGGUAUCAAAGAGGUUGUGAUUCUACACCUAGGGUUUGGGGCAAGGAGAUGGAGGCAAGGUUGAAGGGGCUUUCGAGUGGUGGGAGCACUCCGGCUUCGUAUAGUGGUCGAAUUGAACCGAUUAAGUUUGUUGAGGAAGAUGGAGUUAAAGAAUGGGUUGCUCAGGUUGAACCGGGGGUUCUCAUUACGUUUCUUUCGUUACCUCAAGGAGGCAAUGAUCUAAAACGUAUUCGAUUCAGCCGUGAAAUGUUCAACAAAAAGCAAGCUCAAAGUUGGUGGGCCGAGAACUGUGACAAGGUUAUGGAGUUAUAUAAUGUUCAACACUGUAACCAUGAAGGUGACCCACCACCUGCUCCACCAAGAUCCGAAGACGAGAGUUCAAAAAUUGGGUCAUUUGAUAACAGCCCAAUGACACCACCACUUAGCAAGGAGCCGCCACCGAGAAAUUUCUACCCAAAACAAACGCUUAACGAAUCUAGUGGGCCCACAUCAACGCCUGCACUAUCGAGCAUAAGUGGGGCCAAAACCGAAACAUCGUCGUUGGCUUCUGCAAGGAGUAGUUCAUCCGGCGAGGGUGAUGAUCAGUCCGAAGUUUCUAUGAGCAAUGCAAGUGAUUUGGAAACCGAAUGGGUUGAGCAGGACGAGCCAGGCGUGUACAUCACCGUUAGAGCUCUGCCAGGUGGCAAGCGUGAGCUGAGGCGUGUUCGAUUCAGUCGAGAUAAGUUUGGAGAGAUGAAUGCAAGGGUGUGGUGGGAGCAAAACAAAGGCAGAAUUCAAGAACAAUACUUAUGAUAAUAAUAAGCCCUUGGAUAUGACUUUGUUUUUCUUUCUAAAUCUGACAUUUUGGGUCCAUUUGAAUAUCAUAGAAACUUAUGUAUUGGAAUAAAAGUUGGUAUUAUAUCUUUGUUUUCGAUGUAAAA
Helianthus annuus (common sunflower) is the source of this 1701-nucleotide messenger RNA. Its product is annotated as protein Brevis radix-like 2. Lineage: Eukaryota; Viridiplantae; Streptophyta; Magnoliopsida; Asterales; Asteraceae. Bases 524 to 1573 code for a protein of 349 amino acids. The transcript is spliced from 5 exons. The record is from RefSeq and is a predicted model, not a curated record.